Messenger RNA from Durio zibethinus, 2899 nucleotides. Its product is annotated as cell division cycle protein 48 homolog. Gene Ontology annotation, biological process: autophagosome maturation; retrograde protein transport, ER to cytosol; mitotic spindle disassembly. Gene Ontology annotation, cellular component: nucleus; VCP-NPL4-UFD1 AAA ATPase complex; cytosol. Gene Ontology annotation, molecular function: ATP hydrolysis activity; polyubiquitin modification-dependent protein binding; ATP binding. NCBI's taxonomy places the organism in Eukaryota, Viridiplantae, Streptophyta, Magnoliopsida, Malvales, Malvaceae. The record is from RefSeq and is a predicted model, not a curated record.
GAUUGGUAACCAAUGGUGAGACUAUCAAUGGCUUUCUCAAGAACCCAAUAUUUGUUGGGAUUAGAGAAGCAUAAAUUUUCACAUUUGGAGCAUGGAACAUUCUAGAGAAUCAGACUUUUUUUUUUGAAACGGAGCUUCCCUUCCUUUUAUCAACCCCUCUGUUCUUCAUAUCCCACGCAUUCAACAAUCCGAGUUAACCAAACCAAGCCCCGGAAGUUCUUCUGCUUUUUUUUUCGAGUUUUUCAUCAGGCAAAACCAUGUCUAACCAAGCUGAAUCCUCUGACUCGAAGGGGACCAAGAGGGAUUUUAGUACGGCGAUCUUGGAACGAAAGAAGGCACCGAAUCGGCUUGUUGUCGAUGAGGCAACCAACGAUGAUAACUCUGUUGUUUCUCUUCAUCCUGAUACGAUGGAAAAGCUCCAGCUGUUUCGCGGUGACACGAUCCUGAUCAAGGGAAAGAAGAGGAAAGAUACUAUCUGCAUUGCUCUUGCAGACGACACAUGUGAUGAACCAAAGAUCAGGAUGAAUAAGGUUGUCAGGUCAAACUUGAGGGUUAGGCUUGGUGAUGUUGUCUCUGUGCAUCAGUGUCCUGAUGUUAAGUAUGGAAAACGUGUGCACAUCUUGCCUGUGGAUGACACAAUUGAGGGGGUUACUGGAAAUCUCUUUGAUGCUUACCUUAAACCUUACUUUCUGGAAGCAUACCGCCCAGUAAGGAAGGGUGAUCUCUUCCUUGUGAGAGGUGGAAUGAGAAGUGUAGAAUUCAAGGUUAUUGAGACUGACCCUUCUGAGUACUGUGUGGUCGCACCAGACACUGAGAUAUUCUGUGAGGGAGAGCCCGUAAGGAGGGAGGAUGAGAAUAGAUUAGAUGAGGUAGGUUAUGAUGAUGUUGGUGGAGUGAGAAAACAGAUGGCUCAAAUUCGAGAAUUAGUGGAGCUUCCUUUGAGGCACCCACAGCUCUUCAAGUCAAUUGGUGUGAAGCCACCUAAAGGAAUUUUGCUUUAUGGACCUCCUGGAUCUGGUAAGACUUUGAUUGCCCGUGCUGUUGCAAAUGAAACUGGUGCUUUCUUUUUCUGCAUCAAUGGUCCGGAGAUCAUGUCAAAAUUGGCUGGAGAGAGUGAAAGCAAUCUCAGAAAAGCAUUUGAGGAAGCCGAGAAGAAUGCACCAUCUAUCAUAUUCAUUGAUGAACUUGAUUCGAUUGCUCCGAAGCGAGAGAAGACCCAUGGUGAAGUUGAGAGGAGGAUUGUCUCUCAGCUGUUGACAUUGAUGGAUGGGCUCAAAUCCCGUGCACAUGUUAUUGUUAUCGGGGCCACAAAUCGUCCCAAUAGCAUUGAUCCGGCUCUCAGAAGGUUUGGAAGAUUUGAUAGGGAGAUUGACAUUGGUGUCCCAGAUGAAGUUGGCCGUCUUGAGGUGCUUCGUAUCCACACAAAGAACAUGAAGCUGGCUGAAGAUGUUGAUUUAGAGAAAAUUGCCAAGGACACCCAUGGUUAUGUUGGUGCUGAUCUUGCAGCUCUCUGUACCGAGGCAGCAUUACAGUGCAUCAGGGAAAAGAUGGAUGUGAUUGACUUGGAAGAUGAUUCGAUAGAUGCAGAGAUACUCAACUCUAUGGCUGUCACUAAUGAGCACUUCCAGACUGCUCUUGGAACAAGCAAUCCAUCAGCUCUGCGUGAAACUGUUGUUGAAGUGCCCAAUGUCAGUUGGGAAGAUAUUGGAGGCCUAGAGAAUGUUAAAAGAGAGCUUCAAGAGACUGUUCAGUAUCCAGUGGAGCAUCCUGAGAAAUUUGAGAAGUUUGGGAUGUCUCCCUCAAAGGGAGUACUAUUCUAUGGCCCUCCAGGAUGUGGUAAAACUCUUCUGGCCAAAGCCAUUGCCAACGAAUGUCAGGCAAACUUCAUUAGUGUCAAGGGUCCAGAAUUACUUACAAUGUGGUUUGGUGAGAGUGAGGCCAAUGUUCGUGAAAUUUUUGACAAGGCUCGCCAGUCUGCUCCUUGUGUCCUGUUCUUUGAUGAACUUGAUUCAAUUGCUACCCAGAGAGGAAGCAGUGUAGGUGAUGCAGGGGGUGCUGCUGAUAGGGUUUUGAACCAACUUCUUACUGAGAUGGAUGGCAUGUCUGCCAAGAAAACCGUUUUCAUCAUUGGAGCCACCAACCGACCUGACAUUAUAGAUCCUGCACUUUUGCGGCCUGGUCGACUGGAUCAGUUGAUCUAUAUUCCCCUUCCUGAUGAGGAAUCUCGCCAUCAGAUCUUUAAGGCUUGCUUGAGGAAAUCCCCAGUUGCAAAAGAGGUUGACCUCAGGGCUCUUGCCAAAUAUACUCAAGGCUUUAGUGGGGCUGAUAUUACAGAAAUUUGUCAGCGUGCAUGUAAAUAUGCUAUCAGAGAAAACAUUGAAAAGGAUAUUGAAAGAGAAAGGAGAAGAAGGGAGAACCCUGAAGCUAUGGAGGAAGAUGUCGAGGAUGAAGUGGCAGAAAUCAAGCCUGCGCAUUUUGAGGAAUCAAUGAAGUUUGCUCGUAGGAGUGUGAGUGAUGCUGACAUACGCAAAUACCAGGCAUUUGCUCAAACCUUGCAGCAGUCAAGGGGAUUUGGCAGUGAAUUUAGGUUUGCUGAAACUGGCUCCAGGGCUGCAGCAUCUGAUCCUUUUGCGGCUUCUGCUGCAGGAGCUGAUGAAGAUGACCUUUACAGUUAAAUUUCCUUCAUCUUUGUUUGCUUAGUUUAUGGUGGCAAUUUAUCCUUUUAAUUUAUGUUGUAUUAUAUUGACUGUAUGUUGUAAAAGCUCCUUGGCAACAACUGUUGAGCCAAAGGGAGCCUUGCCUGGCUACCCCUUGGAGUUCAAAAAGCAGGUGUUUGUCAUUCUGGAACUGAAAGUUUUUACAAGAUUCAACUUCAAUGUAAGCUUUAGGUUUACUUUUA